CAACUUCCUAAGACGUGUUUACAAGCUGUAGCUAUGAAGCUGAAGAUGAAGCAGGAACAGAGCGGUUAGCGAGCUAAUGCUAACAACACCAUUAACCAGCCAGAUACUGUAGAACAAGCGGGUUUAAUCUAAAAUAUUUAGUGUAGUUUAAUUACCUGGCCCGUGUUCUUACAGCUGCUGCGGUCUGUACCCGGUAACCGACCCGGGGCUGUGUGUAGUUCUGCUGGAGGUAAGCUCUAGGCUGUUAGCUAGGCUAGGCUAAGCUAGGCUAGGCUGGGUUGAGUUGAGUGGUGGAGUGAAGGGAUGUGAGCGGAUAAAGCCGGGCAGAAUAAUGUACACUUUAUUAUCGGGUCUUUAUAAGUACAUGUUUCAGAAGGACGAGUACUGUAUUCUGAUUCUUGGACUCGACAAUGCAGGAAAAACGACAUUUUUGGAACAGACAAAAACCAAAUUCAGCAAGAACUACAAAGGAAUGAGCCUUUCCAAAAUUACAACCACCGUUGGGUUAAACAUUGGCACCAUCGAUGUAGGAAAAGCACGGCUGAUGUUUUGGGAUCUUGGAGGACAAGAAGAAUUGCAGUCCUUAUGGGACAAAUACUAUGCAGAAUCUCAUGGAGUGAUUUAUGUUAUUGACUCCACUGAUGAAGAGCGAUUGACUGAAUCAAAGGAUGCAUUUGAGAAAAUGAUCAGUAGUGAGGCUCUUGAAGGGGUUCCUCUUCUUGUUCUUGCAAACAAGCAGGAUGUAGAGAAUUGUCUGUCUGUACCAGACAUUAAGACUGCAUUCAGUGACUGUGCCCCAAAAAUUGGCAAACGGGACUGCCUGGUUCAGCCUUGUACUGCUCUUACAGGCCAGGGGGUGAAUGAAGGGAUUGAGUGGAUGGUGAAGUGCGUGAUCCGGAACAUACAUCGCCCACCCAGACAGAAAGACAUCACAUAGACAUACAGUGCUUGGAUUCCCACCAGCCGUGCGUGACAAGCAGGUGCUGACGUUUGAACUGGACUAACAUGUAGGUUGUGGCUACACAUUAAAGGAAAGGCAGUGUACUUUAUCAGAAGUAUGCUGUGGUGUAGAGGCUCAUCUCGGUGCAUCAGCUGUCAGCAGACGUUGAUGUUUGAUCUUUGUGUAUUAAAAGACUUUUUUUUUAUUGAUUAUUUUCCCCAUUUCUUCUCAAUAAAGGACUUAAUUUGGGUCUGAACUUCUCUUCAGUUAUAAACAUAUUCACUGCUACAACUGAUGUGAGUGUGAUGCAUCAUCCACAAUUCUGGACAAAAGUGUUUUGGUUAAUUUACUGUUUAUUAUAGCUGAAUUAUUAUCUACUGCUUUUUCUUCUUAAUGAGUACCCUGAUGAUUGGUGAGGUGUGGUCUGACAGUGCAGGUUUUAUCCAUCUAAAUGUGUGUUUGUUUGUUUGUUUUUGACUCAUAAAAUAUGUACAUUUUUGUAAAUGACUUCUAGAAAUUGUGUAAUAAAUAUUGAGGUGGAAAACAAGUUAA
Molecule: messenger RNA, 1492 nt
Organism: Astyanax mexicanus (Mexican tetra)
Lineage: Eukaryota; Metazoa; Chordata; Actinopteri; Characiformes; Acestrorhamphidae
Gene: arfrp1
Product: ADP-ribosylation factor related protein 1
Exons: 7
Coding region: 332-937 (201 amino acids)
Biological process (GO): intracellular protein transport; protein localization to organelle; Golgi to plasma membrane protein transport
Cellular component (GO): Golgi apparatus
Molecular function (GO): GTPase activity; GTP binding
Source: RefSeq, a predicted model, not a curated record